CGCCCCUUUGCGAAUAUCUGUCAUGGCUGCUCACGGUGGAAGUAAAACUACCGAUAUGCUAAAAUAGCAUCUGUUGUUUUCCUCAGGUUCACCGAUGUGGGCUAAAUUAUUUCUUAGCCCCAGGUUUAUCAACCGAGUUCAUCUCACGUGGAGUCACAGAUCAUUGAUCACAAUGCAACUAAAAACUAAAGAGUUCGAGUCUCUAUUUACCGACGGGCUGGUUGGCCUUGCUGAAAUAUUUGAAAAGAACCAGUUUGAGCUGAGGAUUGCAGGAGGGGCGGUGCGGGACCUUCUGUCAGGGAACCGGCCCGAAGAUGUAGAUUUUGCCACCACAGCCACUCCAGAGGAAAUGAAGAGCAUGUUCCAGACAGCAGGAGUCAGGAUGAUAAACAAUAAAGGAGAGAAACAUGGGACCAUUACUGCCAGGCUUCAUAACGAGAACUUUGAAGUGACCACUUUGCGAGUGGAUGUGCAGACAGAUGGGCGGCACGCAGAGGUGGAGUUUACCACUGACUGGCAGAAGGAUGCAGAGCGCAGAGAUCUCACCAUCAACUCCAUGUUUCUUGGGCUGAAUGGGACUCUGUAUGAUUAUUUCAAAGGAUAUGAGGACCUCAAGAACAGGAAAGUAAGGUUUGUCGGCAGUGCCUCACUACGGAUCCAAGAGGACUACCUUCGAAUUUUGAGAUAUUUCAGAUUCUAUGGGCGGGUGGCAGCUGAGCCUGGGCAACAUGAACCUGAGACUCUGGAGGCAAUAAGAGAGAAUGCCAAAGGAUUGGCUGUUAUCUCAGGUGAGAGGAUCUGGGUGGAGCUGAAGAAGAUGCUGGUUGGAAACCAUGCUGGCCACCUGCUGGAGCUUGUCUAUGAGUUAGGCCUAGCCCAGUACACAGGUCUUCCAGCAGAUGGCAAUGUUGGAGAGAUGAAGCAGAUCUGGCAGAGGGCUCGCGAUAGCUCUCCUAAACCCAUGACUAUCCUGGCUGCUCUAUUCCGAAGCCAGGAGGAUGUGGAGAAACUGGAUCUGCGACUGAAGCUGUCCAGAGAAGAGAAAAACCUGGGCCUCUUCCUGGUCAAACACAGACGAGAUCUCGUUAAGGGACAGGAUCAACGUGACAGCAUGAAACCAUACACAGAUUUCAUAAUUGAUUCUCGAGAGCCAGAAUCGCAGAGUAAAGUACUGGAGCUUCUGAAGUAUCAGGGAGAAAAUAAACUUUUAGAUGAGCUGAGAAGGUGGUCCAUCCCCCGCUUCCCAGUGAAUGGGCAUGACCUACGCAAGCUGGGCAUUACCUCGGGUAAAGAGAUUGGCACCAUCCUUCAGGAGCUUAGGGACACGUGGAAGAAGAGCCGCUAUCAGAUGAGCAAAGAGGAACUUCUGGCCACUCUCAGCAGAUCCUGAUGUCAGAUAAGGAAACACACUAGUGUCAGAAGUGCUACUGACUUUGCAUGCAUGUUCUAUAGUGCAUUUUGAGUCUGUGUACAGAAGGUGCACCUCCAUAGUGUCAACGAAUAGUGUGGAGGGACCAUCAGGUCUGCAUGGGGCACUUAUAAACCCUUAUUAUUUUUGUCCUGUGGCUUUGCAGAUACAAUGCUACAAAAAGCUGAGGAAUAUCUAUGGCUGCUAUCUUUGGAAUUUGUAAUGGCUAUGUUUUCGGGAUGCAGAAAAUGUCUUGGAGUAUCAAAGCGAUCUUAGAAUGUUAAACAUCAUAAACACUUCCCUAUCAUUUUCCUUUCAUAAAUGGUGAUUUAGUUUGACAUAAUAUCAUUCAUUUAUUCAUUAAUAUAAUUGGUUUGAGCAAGGAUGCGUCUAAAUUGAAUGACACAAUGCAAUUUCAUUUUGAAUUUGUUUUUUGAUGUGGGAUUUGUCCCUUUCAGAAGAGUGAAGUGGUGUAAUUAGUGAACUGGUGUAAUUAUUAUAGGAAAGGAAGUAAUAUAGCUCUCCUGCAGAGAUCACAUCUUCUCAUAUAUGACGCCGUAGCCAUGGUUUCAUUAUGAGGAAAAAUGAUAUUCCUUUUGUCAACAGUUCAUAGUUAUUAGAUGGUUAUGUAACCAACUCUCAAGGUGUUUACUUAAAUAAAGUAGCACACAUUACGUA
This is a messenger RNA of Rhinichthys klamathensis goyatoka, 2086 nucleotides long. It is a transcript of the gene trnt1, whose product is annotated as tRNA nucleotidyl transferase, CCA-adding, 1. NCBI's taxonomy places the organism in Eukaryota, Metazoa, Chordata, Actinopteri, Cypriniformes, Leuciscidae. The record is from RefSeq and is a predicted model, not a curated record. Bases 95 to 1390 code for a protein of 431 amino acids. The transcript has 8 exons. Gene Ontology annotation, molecular function: nucleotidyltransferase activity; RNA binding. Gene Ontology annotation, biological process: RNA processing.